AUGGAACUAGUUGGUGCGGUAAAGGCCGCAUCAACGCCGGUGGUGCGUGCUGUUCUUCUCAUGAUGGCUGCACUGCAUGGUGGGCCUGAGAAAUCAAAGAAGGAGACGUGGACGUGUUGCCGCAGCGAUGGAUCCCCCGCAGCGACAUUCAGCGAAACGGAAGGAUGGAAGACGUUGCGGGAAUGUAAAGGUAUACCUCCAACUGUGGAGAUGCAGUUUCACGUGGAUCACACAAAUGACAAUGCAGUGAAGUUUAAAUGGGUCCCAAUGGAUGAUUCGCAUGUGGUCUUAAUUGCCCAACGCACAGAGACUGGGGUAUCAACGCAGCCUGUAAGUAUUUCCCUUUCCACAGGGGAGGAGCCGCUUCUCUCUAUUAUGAAGAAUGUGAGUGAGUGGACUACAGAAACUGCAGAGGAUGCUGUUAAACGACUACGACUAGCACUCUUUAAUCGUCUUUCUGCAGAAUUCCCCAGUGAGGGGAAUGGUAGUAGCAAUACUACUAAUAAUAAUACUAAUACUGCACCACCACACAGAGAGUCUGAGAGAGAAGUACUUGAGGAGAGAGAUGUAGUUCAUCGUGAAUCUAACAUUGCGGCACCAGACCGUAUUCCCGUUCCUGCCGGAGAAUCCCUCUUUGCUGGUAUUGUCCCGCGGCUUCCAGGAUAUCGCUACGGCGAGAGAGAUUUAUUACCAGGUGGAGGCAUCACACCACCCGUCGGUAAUAGUAAUAGUGCUGGUGGAAUGUUUCUGGGUCCUCAAGCCUUUAACAAUGUGGAUCUCCCACAGGCCCGAUAUAAUCCAAUGUUUCCUGGAGAUACUGGCCCCUAUCGUGGAGGACGUCCACAGCCCAUGCGGACCUUUCCAGGUGAGCCCGAUCCCGAUCUUUUACUUCCACCGGGUGGACCGGCCUUUGGGGGAUUGGGUUUUGGGCCAGGAAGGGGUGGACGUGGUCCUUCCUAUUUCGGUUGA
Trypanosoma theileri is the source of this 969-nucleotide messenger RNA. RefSeq lists its product as uncharacterized. The transcript has a single exon. Lineage: Eukaryota; Euglenozoa; Kinetoplastea; Trypanosomatida; Trypanosomatidae. The record is from RefSeq and is a predicted model, not a curated record. The coding region runs from base 1 to 969 and encodes 322 amino acids.